Molecule: messenger RNA, 1565 nt
Organism: Leguminivora glycinivorella
Lineage: Eukaryota; Metazoa; Arthropoda; Insecta; Lepidoptera; Tortricidae
Exons: 4
Coding region: 135-1565 (476 amino acids)
Source: RefSeq, a predicted model, not a curated record
UACGCGCGGCCUGGGUAUGCAGUCGCGCGGAGACGUCGUCAGCGUGCGCGACACUGUUAUAUAUCGCUUUUUUAGUGCCCGAGGUACGUACAAACAUUGCGAGAACAGGAACCUAUAUUGGAUAUUCGGCAACGAUGGCGCGGCUGUGGACGGGGCUGCUGCUCCACGCUGCUUACAUUUUGCUAAGUGAGGCAUCACCGGAGACCCGUUGCUACUGGUGCGGGCCGCUGGCGGAGCAGGUGCACCGCAGCCGCCGCUCGGCGCCCUGCGGCGCCUCCGACCACGUCACCGUGUGCGAGCUCGGCUACAACUACUGUGCCAUCGUCGCUACUUCGCCACCUCGAGUAGAGUCGCGAUACUGCGUCAAGGUAUACCAGGAUGAGUGCUACCCGGUGUACUGCAACUCGACCAAAACGUGGAAGAUGACCUGCCCGUGCCGCGGCGACCUCUGCAACGGACCCAACGCCGAGAGAGAGAACGAGGCCUUCGCUCUUCUCCCCAAACUAGUAGCCAAGACACACAAUGCUCGAAUCAAAAAAAGGACACCCAAUGCGUCACCACAUCUGAUAAAGCACGAAAGGAAAAACCGAAUCAUCAGUAACGAUGACGCAGAAAUUCACAAUAUGUCUAAUCUUAGUUCAAAAGAGAUGAAUAACACUCAGGAUAAUAAGCUUAUCGUUAAUGAAAAUGAUUCAAACAUUGAUGGUAAUCCGAAUAAGCAAUCCGGAAAUAUGCAGUCAGAUCAACCAGUCAAUAUAAUAGUCGAACAUCAUAGCGAAGAUAAUACUCAAAGUACUGCUGCUAACGUAGACAGUAUGCAGACAUCUACUACUGUUAAUAAUCAACUUAUCGAAAUUGAAAUACAUGUCAGUGACCCAACAGAAAAACCGAACGCACUGAAAGGAAACGAAUGCACAGACUCGCCAACUACGGCGGAAUCCAACGAAACAGACAAAAAUACUGAACUUGUAAAAGUUGAAGAAUCAUCUAUGGCUACCACAGCUAAAAGUACAUUAGAGACUGAGGGUGCUAUGAAAACCACAGGAAAUAUAAAUGCUGUUGAAAACGAAACGAUCAAAUCAACAGAUACUGUUCAACAGACUGUAAUGGAAACAAAACACACUGACAAACCCCAUGAUGAACCACCAGCAGGCACUACAGAAAUUAUGCCAAAAGAUCAACCUAUGAAUUCUAUUGAUCAAAUGCAAAAUGAUGCUCCAAUUUUAACCUCGUCGGACACCGUUCAUGUAAAGACUACAGAAUUAAGUAAAGUGGAUCAAAUGCCAACUAAGGAUACUAUGAAAGCAAGUAGCGGCAUUCCUACAGCAGAAGCUCUCCAACAAAACGGGAGCCCUCCUGUGUCCACGGCUCCUGUCGUAGUUACAGAAAAACCCACUGACGCUCCAACUACCGAAGGCACAACAGCCCCCACUGUGUUGACCACUAAGGAGCCAGUAACAUUACAGACAACUACACCAGCGCCUCGUCGUAAAAACAGCUCAGUACGGAUAACAUUCAGUCACACACUAAUAGCUCUAAUUUAUUUAGUAUAUUUGUCAAUGUAA